Molecule: messenger RNA, 23991 nt
Organism: Pelobates cultripes (western spadefoot toad)
Lineage: Eukaryota; Metazoa; Chordata; Amphibia; Anura; Pelobatidae
Source: the annotation of a GenBank genome assembly
CGGAGUCAGGGGAUCCCGGCUGGUCCGCUAUGGGAGGCGGAAGUGCUGCUGUGACAGCCAUGGCUCGGGCUCUGCCGGCUGGCUGCUAGGGGCAGGAGAACCCCCGCCGGCUGCCAGGGGCUGAGCAGGAGAACCCCCCGCCGGCUGCCAGGGGCUGAGCAGGAGAACCCCCCGCCGGCUGCCAGGGGCUGAGCAGGAGAACCCCCGCCGGCUGCCAGGGGCUGAGCAGGAGAACCCCCGCCGGCUGCCAGGCGCUGAGCAGGAGAACCCCCCGCCGGCUGCCAGGGGCUGAGCAGGAGAACCCCCGCCGGCUGCCAGAGUUUGGGCAGAGGCUUGCCCGGCUGCCAGGGGCUGAGCAGGAGAGACCCCCGCCGGCUGCCAGGGGCUGAGCAGGAGAACCCCCGCCGGCUGCCAGGGGCUGAGCAGGAGAACCCCCCGCCGGCUGCCAGGGGCUGAGCAGGAGAACCCCCCGCCGGCUGCCAGGGGCUGAGCAGGAGAACCCCCGCCGGCUGCCAGGGGCUGAGCAGGAGAACCCCCCGCCGGCUGCCAGGGGCUGAGCAGGAGAACCCCCGCCGGCUGCCAGGGGCUGAGCAGGAGAACCCCCGCCGGCUGCCAGGGGCUGAGCAGGAGAACCCCCGCCGGCUGCCAGGGGCUGAGCCGUAGAACCCUGGGGAAUGGCUGCUUUGAAGCCCCUCAGCAGGGCUGGGAGGAGAGAGGAGGAGAAUGGAGACCUAGACAGAUCCCUCCAGGAGAUGAUCUCUGCUAUUGUGGAUGAGAGGAACCGAAUUAAUAUCCGCCAGGAGAUCAGUGGGCUGGGUGAGUGAUAUCUCCAAAUUGCAGGCUGUGCCCCCCUCCAUCUCCAAAUUGCAGGCUGUGCCCCCCUCCAUCUCCAAAUUGCAGGCUGUGCCCCCCUCCACCUCGGCACGAGGCUGUGCCUCCCCCCCUCCAUCUCACACUGCAGGCUGUGCCCCCCCUCCAUCUCCAGCUGCAGGAACGUGCCCCCCCCCUCCAUAUAGGCUGCAGGCUGUGCCCCCCCCCUCCAUCUCCAAACUGCAGGCUGUACCCCCCCUCCAUCUCCAGGCUGCAGGCUGUGCCCCCCCCCUCCAUCUUCAAAUUUGCAGGCUGUGCCCCCUCCAUCUCAAACUGCAGAGGCUGUGCCCCCCCCUCCCAUCUCCAAACUGCAGGCUGUGCCCCCCCCCUCCAUCUCCAAACUGCAGGCUGUGCCCCCCCUCCAUCUCCCAAACUGCAGGCUGCUGCCCCCCCCCCCUCCGUCUCAAACUGCAGGCUGUGCCCCCCCCCUCCAUCUCCAAACUGCACGGAAGCAUGCCCCUCAUCUCCAGAGCUGCAGGCUGUGCCCCCCCCCCUCGUCUCCCAGGCUGCAGGCUGUGCCCCCCCCCCCCCCCUCCAUCUCCAAACUGCAGGCUGUGCCCCCUCCAUCUCCAAACUGCAGGCUGUGCCCCCCCCCUCCAUCUCCAAACUGCAGGCUGUGCCCCCCAGUAAGGGGAUAUCUGUACAGAGAACAACUCUGCUGAAACAAAGGGGAUUCCUGUGUGUAGUCUUACUUUCCCUCUCCGCACAAUAGAGGGUGCAGCUAGUGUCUCCUUCUAAGGAUUUCUCUGCACAUAAAGUUAGUAUUCUGUGUGACAUCCCUUGGCACCAUGCCCCUUACUUGGCAUGUGAUGGCAUCCUGAUUCACUAAUCUAAGCUCUUAGAAUUGAGUGAUCUGCUUGCUCACAUCCAUCCAUCCUGCUUCUCUGUGUCUGAUGGCUUCUGGCUGGUCUAGGACCCAUUCAGGCUAAUGUGAUAAGCAAAUCUAUGUUUACUAUUGUUCCUCUAUCUAAUAUCCUGCAGUCGCUUGUUACAGUGUGUACAAAUUGUUGUUACUGUGUAGUGUGUGUGUUUUGCUCCCACUUAAAGAAUGGUCCAGGAGGGUGUGGUGCCUCUCAGUGUGAUGACAGUAUCCCACAUUAAGUCACAAUAUUAAUCUGCCAUGCCCUGCUAUCCGUUCUAAUGAAUAGAAACCCCCUAGCUCUGUAGCUUCACACUGCUCAUUUGGGUUCUGGUGGGGUUUAAAUCGGGUCACUGGGGAUUCUAAGGAUUUCAUUCCAGGCUCCUCACAUUAGAUGUCAAGUCACAGACCACACUGUGUAUUUUGUGGGAUUACUGUUUACAGCAGAGUUAUUUAUUGGAUUGUGGAGAAUUAAGCCCUGAAUAAGAAAUUCUCCAACUAAAUGGCUUUUUGGUUUGAUUGUUUUGGACUGAAAUAUCAAUUUGCUGCCAAUUCCAAGUUUAUUGAAUAAACCUGUUAUGAAGAUUAUGAUUUAUCAGGUCCACUGGUUUUACUUUGACCUCUGUACAUGUCACCUGAUGUGUUUUCUAGCCUGUUUAUGACUGUGAUCUAUACAGUGUCACUAAUAGCUUGCUAUUUAUUAAUCUCCAGAAAAAAAGAAAUUACAUUCACAGGAGUUUAAUCAGUAAACCUCACACAAUUAUUAUCACACACACACAAUCUGUAGACUGUAAGCGUGUUUGACCUUGGCCAAUUUCACCAUUUGUUAGUUUAACCAACUCUGUUUUCCUCUACUUAAAAUAAGAACAAAGUUAGUGACUAUCAAGAGACACACUUUUUUUUUUUUUUUUCUCUUGUGUCCCCUCACACAAACUCUGGACAAUGUAACCUAAAUUAACGUGACAUAAAACCACCACAUACAUAAACGUGGAUGGAGAGGGGACUGUUAACAGGGAUUAUUGUAGGAAUUGGCGUGUGUGUGUAUGUGUAUAUAUAGGUUAUGAGCCUAUUCAAUAAGGUAACAUCUCCGUGUUUGGGUGGGUUAGUAUUUGAAGCCGAUGUUUAAUUCCAAGAUUUACUUAUCAAAAUGACGCAAUUACUGGUAAAAUGUCAGCCCAGACCAGCAAUCUGGGGGUAACGUGUAAACUGAAUUUUUAAAACGUAUUUAUUUUACAUCUUUGCUGUUUUUAGCCUAAGUCUUACUAGUUCUCUGUAAACUCACUAUUUAGCUGAUACGUUUGCCCAUGUACAGCCUGUAUGACUAAAGGAUAAUUUACAAUCUGGGAUUGUUUGUGUAUUUUUUUUUAUUAUUUUUUUGGUGAUGUAGUAACCAUCUAACAGUAACGGCCUAGUUUUACCAUCUACUGAAACAUUGAAAGUGGGGACUUCUGAGAUUACAAUCUUUUUAUUUUUGUCUUGUUCCAGUUAUGGUUUUGUUAGUAAUCUUAAAUUCCUGUUUCCCGUGGGUCUGUGUAAAUUCUAGAGCUGUCCUUUACUAAAAGUUCACCCAGAUCAAAAAUGUGUGAGAAUUGUACUGUAUGUUUCUAUUACUGCACUAUAGCAGAGUGUAACCUAGGAUAUCUGAUGCUGUUAUAUUCUAUUUUUGCCUGUUUUUGGUGGUAGGGUACGCUAAUCCAUUGUAACAUUAUGUCUCCUAUAAAAAGCCAUAUUGUCUUCUCCAGUCUAUGGCAAUUUGUAACAUAAACGUUGUAAUUAGGGUAAUAAGUGUGCAUUGUCAGGAAUUUAAAACUUGUUUCAAAUUGACAUGAUCACUACAUGACAGCAAAGUGUGACUUCACAUAUUCCUUAACGAGACCCAUCUUAUCUUAAAAAAGGUUAUUUUCUGAUCCCUCAGUAAAUGUAGAUCUACGAUCCCUGGAUGUUUUGUCUGUCUGUUAAUAUUCACAGCAAGCUGUUACACUAAACUGUCUUUCUGAUAUUUGGAAAAUUCCUUCUCAUCUUCCCUUCAUGGAGUAAAUGAGCUAUUUUUAUACCAAGUCAGCAGUGACAUAUAUUUUUCUUUCUACAACAGUUAGAAAAUCAAAGUACUUUAUCAAGAAGGAUGUGAUUUCCCAACUCAAUAUUGCACAUGUUAUUUUCCUUGGAAAGAUGACUGUCUGUCUGUUCCACAGUAUAUCUUGUUCGUAGUUUGGCCUCCCAGAUAUCCAUGCGUUAACUUCGCAGUUCCAUUCUCCUAGAAGCAUAUCUUUCUUUAGAGAGGGUUCUCGAUCAGAUUAUUUGAACCCCUUAAGGACACAUGACAUGUGUAACAUGUCAUGAUUCCCUUUUAUUCCAGAAGUUUGGUCCUUAAGGGGUUAAAGGCCAGAUCCAUUCGAGCCAGUAACCGAUAAUGGGGGUCGAGUCGCACAGAAUAGAUAUGGUAUUUAAUGCUUUACAUGGGUAGCCUGGGAGGGCUGGAAACUUCCAUUUUGGGGCCACAUGAGCACCGUCCGAUCAGCCACUGCGAAAAGAACGACCUCUUGGCUUUUUAUAUCAAAUCUGCUCAGAAUAAAAAAAGUGUUCAGUGAAUACUUUUUUAAUUUGCAAAAAAAAUGUAGUUUGUGACCCUCUUGGCUUCAUUUGGGGAAGCAGAAUUAGAUCCUCUUUCGGUGUUUGUGUUUUUUUCCAUGUCUAUAAAUACAUGUGGUGAGAGGACUGUCAUGUCGCUGUCUGUGUUUGGCACAUAGUACCCUCUGUCUUCACUUUAUAUGAGCUGUAUCUGUUUUCUGUGUUUUUAAUGUGCAACCUCAAUUAAUGUAAUUUAUUAAUGGAAUCAUUGUUACCAGGCAGUGUAACCCUAACCAAGCCAUACCCUAGUGUGUAACCUCUACCCAUGGCAGGUGGUUAUUAGUGGGCACAGCAUAGUGGUUCCAGGUUUUAUAGAAGGUAGCAUGUGGCUUUUUCACAGAAAUUCCGUAAAGCGCAGAGAGGGUUUAGUUUAGUGCAUCUUUCUCAACAUUGUUGAGGUGAGCAGAGACGACCUUUAAUAUGGAAAAUGAUUCGUGGGUUUCCAUGGAGAAAAGGGGAACUUUCCUUGGGGUCUUUAGUUAAGAUCCCCAGGUGAAGAGGGAUGGGCAUUGUCCCAGGGUGAAGUUCCGCUGGGUAAAACUUCCAUUCUGAUUUCAUUGAGAAUCAUCAGCCUGGCUAACUAUGUGUUUUCACCAGAAGCCAAUGUUUUUACGGUCUAAUGGACCACGAAUGAGUGUAGCAGGGUGGAGAACUUUUCCAAAUCUGCUAUUUUGGUGGGAAUUGUGCCAUUCCGUAAUCGGCUUGCUACAGUUUGGAGUCAAGUGACUAAACCCUGUUUAUGUGAUUGUAAAAGGGGAAGGUUCGCUUAGUAUGAUUACAUUGUCUAUUUCUACACAGACUCAACCCCUGCUCAUGCUAUUGUUAUUAGUAGGUUAUAGGGUGAGCGUAUCUCUGCUUGAAUAAAGAUGGCUUACUGUUGUAGCUUUCAUUUUUGGCCAUUUUUAUGUAUGGUAUGUAUGUAUAUUUGUUGCCAGAGUUGGUGAAUCUCUACAUAGUAUCUCAGUGAGUACAUGGAGAAAUCUCUGGUUGAGUUCUUUUAUAUAGUUGCCCUGUAUGGUAACGAUAUGUUUUGGAUGGCAAUGUACAUUUUGAACAAUAAGCAGCCAGUAACCUCAUCCGUGAAAAUAUUUUCUAAAAUUGGCAUCCUCUCACAGGAAACGGUGACUGUCACGGGCACGCUACUUCGGCAUGGAGUCUCAUGACAACCUUUGUGGCCUCGCAAACUCUUACACAAGACUUCGGUCUCAUGUGCAUCGGUUUUAUUUAUUUAAUUUACUCUUACAAUUUAAAUGUAUAGAAAUUAUAUUUUUAAGUUAGGGGUUCACAUUUUGCUCUUAACUAUUGUGAAUAAAGUAUAGAGUAUGUUGUGAUUCAGUUAUUUCAUGUUAAUCAUGUGACAUGAUGUAAACACAUCAUGAAUUGUUCUAUGAAUGCACUAUAUAUUGUGCACCUAUGUUCUAUGUACAAUGACUUGGCAAAGGCCUUGUGCUAGGCCAAAACGUUAUCAAUCUGUGUGGGUGCCUUAAAGGAACACUAUACCCACAAACAUGUAUCCUAACACUGUAGUCCUGAAGUUGCUGUGUAGUUGACCAAUCCCCUCCCUGUUCAGUAAAAAGGUGAUUUAAUACUUACUUUUUUAUUCCUGCAGCGCGGCUGGCCUCUUGUCUGUGACUGAGUUCAUCAAUAUUCAUGAUCUCAGACAAUCCAGUGCUUUCCCAUAGGAAAGGUAUUGUGCCAAUCAGAAUCUCCCCCUGGAGAUUUAAUGUGUGUAUCUCCAUGGGGAAUUUUCAGCACGUCCAUACAGAGGGUGGAGACGCUGAACAUAGGUGCUGCUCAAAAUGCAUCACUGAGAUAAGAGGCACCUGUGGUGACCGUCUGAGUGACUGCACCUAUAGGUGUUACUAGGAAGCAAUGUAAACACUGCCUUUACAUUUACACUAAAAAGCCUGCAGGGACCAGCUAUAGACACCAUAACAACUACAGUAUACUGUACGGGUUCUGGCGACUACAAUGUCCCUUUGAAAAAUGAGAUUGCACCAGAAGUGUUGGAUAUUUAUUGUUAUUUCCCUUGCUGAAUAAUACUCAUAAGGGUUUUAUGGCUGUGGGAGGGGGUAGAUGAGCACGUGGGGAGAGCUAGUCUGUAGAGUGGUCCCAUUGCUUAUGAUGGAUUGAGAGAUGAGUGAAUGACUCACAGCAGGUAUGGAAGGCAUAUUUGACUUCUGUUGAUAGGAGUUGUGAUCCUGGUUGGAGAGGGGUAAGGGGGGGCGACUUCAGUUUAAGUGUAUCAAGUAGAAAUUUUUUUAUUUGAAUAUAAUAGUUUGAUCAUCAUUAUUGCCAUAGGACUAACUAAUGGAGUCAGGCUGUUUUGAACAUAUUAUUCCCAUUAUUUAUUAUUAUUAUUAUUAUUAUUGACAUUUUUAUAUAGAGCAAACAGAUUCCGUAGUGCUUUACAAUAUUAUGAGACGGGGAUUUAACUAUAAAUAGGACAAUUACAAAAAAGCUUACGGGAACAAUAGGUUGAAGAGGACCCUGCUCAAUUGAGCUUACAUUCUAUAGGAGGUGGGGUGUAAAACACAUUAGGACAGGAAUGUGCAAUCAAAUAAGGUGGGCUGCCCUUUAGGAGAGAGCAAGAGACAGGUAUGUGAGGUAGAGGUUACUCUGGGAGGCCAUAAGCUUUCCUAAAGAGAUGGGUUUUAAGGCACUUCUUAAAAGAUGCAAGACUAGGGGAGAGUCUGAUGGCGGGACGCAGGCUAUUCCAUAGGAAGGGAGCCGCCCGCGAGAAGUCCUGCAAGCGCGAGUUGGCCGUACGGGUGCGGACAACGGACAAGAGGUGGUCACGGGCAGAGCGGAGAUCUGUGAGGAGAUAUAAGAGGGGCUAGAGUUGUUCAGUGCUUUAUAGGUGUGAAUUAGUACCUUGAAUUGACUCCUAUGGCAUACAGGAAGCCAAUGUAAGGAUUGGCAGAGGGGUGAGGUGUGAAAGAACUGACUAGAGAGGAAAAUCAGUCUAGUAGCAGUGUUCAUUAUGGACUGUAGAGAUGCAGUAUGGCUUUUGGGAAGACCAAUCAGGAGAGGGUUACAAUAAUCCAUGCGGGAAAUUACUAGAGCAUGGGCAAGCUCCUUGGUAGCAUCUUGUUUAAGAAAGGGGCGGAUGCGGGCUAUGUUUUUAAGAUGGAAUCUACAGGAUUUGGCAACAUACUGGAUGUGUAAAGACAAGUCUUCCCAGAAGCUUUGAGGAAAAAGGGAGCAGGGAUAUGGGACGAUAGUUAGAGGGGGUGGACGGGUCGAGGGAUGUUGUGUGUGUUUUUUUUUUGUUUUUGUUUUUUUUUUAAGUAUAGGUACUACAGUGGCAUGUUUAAGGUCAGCAGGGACAAUGCCAGAAGAGAGAGAGCAGUUGAAGAUGUGCGUUAAGGGAGGCACGAGACAAGUGGAGAGAGAUCUGAUAAGGUGAGAUGGGACAGGAUCAUGUUGGCAAAUGGUGGGGCGAGAGGAACAGAGAAGAACAGCCACCUCUUAGUCAGUAGCCGGGGAGAAUGUCUAAAGGGUAGGAAAGGCAUGAUCUACGUGUGGUUGAGAAACCGUACGGCAAGGAGGGGAGAAUUCUUUCCUUAGCUUUUCAAUCUUGUCAGUAAAGUAACUUGCAAAGCUAUCGGAUGUAAGGUUAGUUUGGGGGGUGGCCACAGCAGGGCGAAGAAGAGAAUUUAAAGGUGUCAAAGAGAUGCCUGGGAUUGCGGGAGCAUGAACUAAUGAGAGAGGAAAAGUAGGACUGUUUGGCAAGGGAAAGGGCUGCGCAGUAUGAACACAAUAUGAAUCUAUAAUGGGGAAAGUCUGACUGGGUGCGAGACUUCCUCCAGGAGUGUUCGGCACACCGGGAGCAUCUUUGCAGGUAGUGUAGGUAGUGUGUUGAUUUAGUAUGCCAUGGUUGGGGGCAGCUAAUCUUCCAGAGAUGAUACCUCUGUUCAGAAAAUUCUGCAGGACUUGGUUGCUUGGGAGUGCUGGGUGUUAAUGCUGUUUUAAGGGGCCCAGUCUGAAAUAUAAGAUCUGAGGUUAGAAAGAAAUAAAACAGACUAUUAUGGGUGGGGAAACAUGGGGCUAUUGAGGUAAUUAAUUAGAGAUGAAAAACUAGAGGAGAGAACAUUUGGGAUAAAAAGAUAGGAAGGAUCAGAUAGGUGAAAGUCAUAAACCAUGAACAUAAAUUUACAAAAUUAUCAGUGAGAGUAGUAACACUAGCUAAACAAACAAUUAACAAAGAGUCUAAGAGAAUGAACAUAAAAUGACGUGAUCAUACCAACUUUAAGAAAAACUAAAACAGAAGAUCAGGAUGGGAGAUCUAGUUAUCAAUUGAGUACUGAUAGUAUCGGGAGGGAGAUGGAAUAGAACACCGUUUGAAAAUAAGAGUUUAAAGGAAAACGUAAUACAGGAAUUCUUGAGUAGAUCUUCCAGAGAUGAUACCUUUGCUUAGAAGAUUCUGCAGGACUUGGUUGCUUGGGAGUGCUGGGUGUUAAUGCUGUACUGCAUUAUGCCUAAACAUUAACCCCUACAGAACCUUAACACUCCCCUAAAAAAUAUCAUGUCAUAUAAGACACAUAAUAGACUGUAGACUGAGCUUCUGUGCAAAUGCCCUGUGCCAUUAACUGAGCAUGCUAGGAGUUGUGAUCCACAGGCUGAGUGCUUGCUCUACUCUAGCUGUUUGUUUGUAUUGUGGGUGUGCGUUUUUGUUGCAGAAUUUUUCCUGGUUUAAUAUUAACCGUUCGAUCUCUGCCACUAGUUUCACUUCAUCUUCUUACGGUGUUCUGUUUUGUUUUAAUGAUUUGCAGAACAUCGGCUUCAUUUGUCGACUGAAGUGAAAUCUAAAGAGAAUUAACCAUUGGUAUUCAUAUUAUUCAGCAUAAAGUAAGUUUUGAGCAGGAAAGGAAUAGAAUCCGCAGGGCUCAUUAGCGUUCGCGCCUCUGACGGCAGACUUCAGAUUUUGUAAAUUCAGAAUCCUGUCCCUAGACCGCUUGUUUUGUCUUAUGGCUGCAUUAUUUCCCCUUAUUAUUCAGAUUAAAUACAGGCUUUUCCAUUUCACAUGGAUUCAGUGUUUUACAAAUCCCCAGAGGACGAGCGCUGGUAUAGUUUAUCUCCAAGGCCUCUCAUUGCGGAUACAUUAUUUAAUUUACAAAAUGUGAGAGGCCAGUUGUGGACAUUGUGUAACCUUUUACUUUUACUUUGAAUUCCUGUAAAUCCCUAAAUUGUCUAACUUUAUAAACGUUUCAAAUGGUAAGACGGACCUUUCUUUUUAGGGCGUGUGGCUGGAGGUUUGGCCGGGGGAUUUUGACUUUGUGAUAAGUUUACAGAACUGAGAAUGUGAAUAAGAAUAAGACCAAAUAUCUUAUUUGCACAGACUGAUUUCUAAACACAUCUUAAUGUACGUUACAGGCUGAUUACUGAGAGGCUAAUUACAUCACCAACAAAAUAACACAAAGGCAUAAAAGUUAUUUCCAUAUUUUUGUUUUUGAACAUUAUAACAUUGGGGAAAUCUGUAUACCUAACACUAAAGUGUCCCUGUCCCUAAUUUAUGUAGGUGUCUCCCACUACUCCCCAUUGACAGCGUCAAGGGCUACGUACCUUAAUUUACUGAGAGGCUAAUUACAUCACCAACAAAAUAACACAAAGGCAUAAAAGUUAUUUCCAUAUUUUUGUUUUUGAACAUUAUAACAUUGGGGAAAUCUGUAUACCUAACACUAAAGUGUCCCUGUCCCUAAUUUAUGUAGGUGUCUCCCACUACUCCCCAUUGACAGCGUCAAGGGUUAAAAACACGUUUGUUUACGUACCUUAAUUCCAGCACCGAGGCCUCCAUCUCCCGCUAAGUUACAGCAAUGGUUGAACGUGAUAUGCAUGCGCACCACUCAGGAGCGCAUAUUAAAGCUUCCACAUAGGAAAGCAUUGAAUUAAUACUUUCCUAGGACGAAUUUGAAGACCUUGGACAUCCACAUGCAAAGCGAGAGGAUAUCCAAAGUUGUUUCACAUAGUAAAACUGUCUGGGAGAGAGCCACUAGAGGUGGACUAGACUCCAAAAACAGCAGUGUUUUACAUGGCAGGGUUAAACAGGCACUGCCAAUAAGAUUGUUAUAUGUGUGCCAUUACUCUCCCUUUUAACAACCUAAAAAAAAAAAAAGUGUGAUACUUAAGGGAUUUGAAAGAAUUAAUAUGUACAAAGUAUUUGUGCCACCCAACUUACUUGUGAGUAAAUAGAAUAUGUUACCGGGUUAAAUACUGCCCUCUCUCAAACCUGUGUUGUCAUGUACUCUAAAUAUUGUGUGUAAAAUAGGAUCACUCCCCCCUUCAUGUGUGGGGGUUCAUUAACCAAGCGCCAAAUUGUAGUCAAAUAAAGAACAAUUUGGAAAAAUGCUCCAACCCUGCUACAUCCCCAGUUCGGGUGCCUUAGCCUGAACUUUCCAGGUCGGUUUACAAUUUGUUGAAUAAACUCCUCUGUGUAAAUUGUUGAAGACGUAAUUCAAGCUCCUAGAUCAUGUGAGUGCAGUGACUCACGUCUCAGGACUGUGUGACGACACCAAGUUUUUCUUCUUUUCUUGAACCUGUGUACGGUUAUUGUCCAGACUUUGUUUGUGAGCUAUUUGCACAGACACCCUCUAGCAGUCAACAUUUAUUGUUUCAGUGGUGUACACACAAGCGUUUUGGAUUUUAGUUGUUUUUUGUGUGUGAUUUAAGUAGGAGUGAUACCGAAUAUUGCUGUAACAGUUAAAUGAUUUGUAUUAUAUUAUUUUACAUGGGAUUUUCUCUUGCCAACAGCUCGUGACAGUAAAGUUGGCGCCCAUGGGCCGGCGUGCCCUUUAGUCAUGAUUUGCAACGUUGCCAGUGAGCCCGUCUGGCUUUACAAUAAUUGAUGAUUUCUAUUAAUAGUGAAGAUGACCAGCAUCUCAUAGGAAGCGGUGAUCUAAAAAUGCACACGAGUGCCAAUCUCCAUCGGACCUUAUCCUUCAUUAUUCUAAAUUAUUUAUAGAGCAAUGAAGUUGUACUGAGUUGCAACAUUUAUACCAAAAUUGAUUGGAUUUUGACAAAUGUCUCAGAUCUGCUACAGUCACAGUUUGGUUAUUUUAGACUUAAUUUUUAAAAUCAGUUUUCUGGUCACUGCAAUUUAUUGAUUAGUGAAUAACCUCUAAGCUUCCUCUUUUUAAAUGCGAAUGGGGUCAAGGGGAUAUGUAACUCUUCCGGGAAUGUCUCUGUUCUGUGGUUUUUGUUUUUUCCCCUUUGAUAGACAAGAAAAUAAUAGAUUAUGCCCUGCAGUCUCGCUGCUCAAUUCUCUGCCAUUUAGGAGUUAAAUCACUUUUGUUUAUACAGCCCUAGCCACACCUCACUGCAUGCGACGUGCACAGCCUUCAUAAACACUUCCUGCAAAGAGUUUACACUUUUUACACUUUGUUUUUUGCACAGUCUGUUCAAUUUAGCAUUUCCUAUCACGUGCACUGUUAAUUGCCUUCUAGACCCUGCAGAAGCCUCAUGUGUGUGAUUAACGUUUAACUACAGAGCAGGAGUUAAGAACUUUAAAUCAAACACACUGUGCUGUAAGAUCUGGAAAAAUGGUUUAAUUUUCAAUCAAGCUGGCUGUUCAGCUGAAGUUGUUUUGGUGUUUAGAGUGUGACUUUUUUAAAUACAGGAAACCAAAGAAGUUCUGUGCACGUUUAAAUGUAACCAAUUUCUGUAAUGUAACACUAUGGAAAUCUGUGCCUUUAAAAAAAAAAAAAAAAAAAAAUAUUGAGACUCUGGUUAUUUCAGCCCAAGGCCGUACAUCGAUCACGUCAUGUGCGGUUUAUUGAAUAGCCCACGUACGUUAAAGUUACUCACCCUUCUCCUUGGGGCUGUGUGAGUAAAUCAGGUUUUCUUUGUUGUCUGAGCAGCUAAUCACUAGUAAUGAGAACCUAUUGUUUGGCUCAAUCUAUGGAAUGACAUGUUCUGUUAACACAGAGCGCUAUGAAGGGCCGCGCUGGCUCUGGACCUGAUCAAUAAAUCAUUUCUAUCCACAAACACAAUAUGGAUUUCAUUGCAGAAUGGAAUUGCAAUGGCCGAUGCGGUGUUAUUAGCCAGCCUCCAGAUUCUCCAGAAACCAUUGUAACUGGAGCUAAAAAAUCAAUAGUGCUGUAAGUGCAGGAGGUGUGAGAUUUCAGGAUUAGACGGUCAUUACAAAUAGUUUAUCUGUUCCUCCGGCUUCACGGGGCCUGGAAGGGAGGGGUGAAUAUAUAAUAAAAUAUCACUGAACCACGAGACUGAUGGCCUGCUAAAUGUCACCGUUCUGUACCUUUUUUUUUUUAUAAAUAUAUAUAAUAUUUAAUUAUAGGGCAUCACAGGAGCAUGCAUGUCCCGCUCUGCCUUAGAUUGGUGGGAGUUACUCUCCCGGGCCGCAACUGCUGCCAUUAACCCAGCAAGUCCCCUGAUAGUGAUAUCUCAGCAUAGGAGAUGAGGAGAAAGAAUCCAUCGUUAUUGGGACAGGACAACUGCAAAUCGUGUCUGCCUGCCUGAAAUUAGUGUGCGCUGACCGGUAGAUAUCAGAGCUGCCGUGAGAUUGGGGUCCCCUGUAUAAUAUGGUGGGGGGGUGAUGUCUAACACUCUCUCUGCUGAUUUCACACCUGUGAUUGUUGUACAGAUGAUAUUUCUGCACAGAGAGUGUAUUUUAAAAAUAUAUUUCUUACAUUUUCUUUUACGUACAAACACUACAGUCACCGUAUUAUACUGUUCAUUCACAUUUAAUAGAAAAUGCUCUCAGCUACUUUUAUAAUGAACCCAUUCUGGGUGGUUUUCAUUGAACUAUGUUUAUUUAUAGCUUUUUAUUAUAGUCUUUACAAUCUGGCUGUAGUAAUGGUUCUUGGUCCUAACUAAAAUGUCACUUACACUUUAAUUUUUUUUCUUGCUUGCACUUUCAUUAAUAAAAACACAUAAAUGAAACUACUCUGCAAGCCAAUGGAGAAGCAGAACUGUGCCUUUUGUUUAUUUUUUUUUGCCUGUGUUUGUCACAAUGUUGAUUCUCUCUUACGAGACCACCAUUUUAUUGUAAUCUUCUCGAUUUUUUUUUUUUUUAUUUUUUUUUUUUUUCCAGGUUUUUUUAAAGAUGACCGCAUUGUGUUUUGGACCUGGAUGUAUUCUACGUACUUCAUGGAGAAGUGGGCGCCGCGGCAGGAUGACAUGUUGUUCUAUGUACGGCGCAAGUUGGCUUAUGUUGGUACAGAUGGCAUCGAAGGCAAAAAGGUAAAUCUGCAGUACCAGGUUUUAUCAGUUUCGCGAGUUUCGGCAGCAAACCAAUCUAGAGAGGGUGACAAUAAUGUGGGGGGAAUGUUUCAUUUCAUACAAUUCUAUUAAACUGCAGCAAAAUGUGGGUAAUAUCCUGGACCUCCUGACGUAUCGUUGGCACUUUAAGAUUUCUGUUUAAUCCACACGCAUAGAUUCCGUAAUGAUGGCAGCCUCCCCGUGAAGGAAUUCUAGCUGACAAUGUGUUGUGUACACAGACAGAUUUAUUAAGUGGGAAGAUUAGUUGUACGCAUAGAAUGCUCAGCCUAGUUUUUUGGGGAUCCUGGAUGAUCUUGCAUUGUUUGGCCGUACAGUGGUACUAAAGACAUAUGUUUACUUAUACUCUAGAAUUUGGGAUAGUACACUGGUGGUAUUUGUUUGGUUUGGUUUGUUUUGCACAGAGUAAUGGGACUUUGUUUUUAUUUACAUUUUUUUAAUGUAUGUGGCAGUAUACCCACGAGUGGCUUAGUUCUUACCACCUAGGUUGUCCCUUCCCUUGUAGAAGCUUCAGAGUGAUUAUGCUCUCUUGCACACAAGCCGCGAUUUGGUGAAAAGUGUAUAAGAACUGCGUCAUUGGGGCAAAAUUGUCACCUUAUAUACCUGGAGAUUUCACUGGAGGUCCCCAGGGAGAAUAGAUUGUGACACACUCGGUGCCUUGAUGUCUGUGCCUGAGCUGGUAAUAUAAUUUAUAUGCCUGACACUUAUGGGUAGAGUUCCUGGUCACCUAAAAACACAGCACUUUCCAUGGGUACAUGGAGCUAUCCCAUGUCUUUCGAUGCCCCACCAACCCCACUACUAGCCCUCAUCAAAAUGCCCUGAUUGUUGGUCCUUGGACCAACAGCACUCCUGUUAGUUUUAGCUGACCAUGGUGACUACUCGAUACAAUUUUUAGAGUUCCGGGGUGGCUCCCGGCCAGGUGCACCGUGCCUCUUCGUCCCCUUGGCUGGUGAAAGCAAGGUGACUGCUGGGCUGGCAGACACAGAGGGUUAGUUAUAGUGAAGAUGGUCUGUCACAUUGUAAAUUUAUUUGUAAGCAAAGUAGUGCACCAUACUCUAUUUAAAAUUAAGUUAAAUGGGAUCAGUUUGUAUUCAUACAUUGCUUGACUACGUGGAAACCUUACUAAAACCAAAUUACGCUAGUUCUGAUGCAUACAUAAACAUAACUUUAACUUCUAUCCAGAAUGCAAAUUUCUUUUAGACCAGUGAAGAGCAAUGCUUUCUCGUGGUUCCCAGCAGGUGGAGGUAGAGGUCUAUCGCAAAGACUCUAAGAAGCUUCCUGGUUUAGGAGACCCUGACAUCGAUUGGGAGGAGAGUGUCUACCUGAAUCUCAUUUUGCAGAAGGUGUGCUAAGAUUAUUUUCGGAGGUUUGGGUAUUUAGGAUGUCCAGUUGGUGUAUUUGGCUUUAAUUUCCAGCUAAGCAUGUCGAAGCUCUCUGGGUCUCUAUUUUAUGACUUCUCUCACUCUUCAUGUUCUCCCCAGCUGCAUUAUAUGGUGACCUGCGCUGUGUGUACGCGAUCGGAUGCUGGGGACAUCCACAUUCACAAAAAGAAAUCCCAGGUUUGUGAGUGGGGGGGCUUAUCUUGAAUUUAAUAAAACCGAACCGAUGUCUUAUGGGCAUCAUAAAGUCACAUUCUCAUUAGAAGAAAGCUGGAACUUGAAUAUCUGGUCCGGUGACCAAGAUCCCUUUAAAGUUUCAGACUCUGCUUUCAGCCAUCACAACCCUUGGGGUUUUCUGCUGAUAUUCCUUGCCCGGUGUUUUGUAGACUAAUCAGAAAUGUUGGCAGUGGAUGAGGUUGUCUUGAUCCAAUUGAUCUAAUGCUUCCUGAAUGAAUGGAUACUACGAGCAUUGUACAUUCACUUAAACAAGUUCCAUUCAUUAUUCAAUGAGCAUAAAAAGAAUGUUCAAUGAGAAGUUUACCCAUGGCCUUCUAUUGCAGAGUAACCAUACAUAUUUAUACAUUACCAUGAGAGACCAGGGAUACAAUACAUUUUGUUUUGUUGUGUCCCCUCCCUCCCCCUAACUCCCCCUCCCCAAUUAAAAAAACAAAAACAAAAAAAACUGGAUUUGACUCAGUGCAUUACUGUUCACAAAUUUCAAAGCUUGAUACCCUAUUAGAUGCCUGAAGGAUCCCCAUUUAAUUAGAGGUUUUAAACCCCUUGGUUAGAACCUAAAAUUGGAUCCCCAUGUUCUCAUUGGGUUUGGAACCUUGACUGUAAUGUAAACACUGCAUUUUUUCUGAAAACCGCAAAAAGCCUGAAGGGAAUGAUUCUACUCACCAUAACUAAUAUAAAAGGCUGUAGAAAUUCCUAAUGACUAUACUGUCCCUUUAAGUGAUAUUGUUGCCUUCCCCAGUAGAAGUGAGAACCCUUUCUUAUUAGGAAGAGGCUAAAUGAGUUGAUUUGUUGAAUUUAUUUAGUUUUGUUAUUAGAAGGGAAAUGAAACCGAGAAAAUGUUGCUAUUAACAAGCUGCCUAGCUGUUACCAUGCUCAUAAUUUGGGUCACAGUCAGAGCUUAUUUAACCCUUCUGUUAUUUGUUAACCCUUACUGGUGUGUGAGCCCCUCUCUAUGCACAGCCUGUUCGAGCAUUUAGUCUUGCUUUAUCAAUGUUCCAGCAAGUGUUCGCGUCACCGAGCAAACACCCAAUGGACAGCAAGGGAGAAGAAUCGAAGAUCAGCUACCCCAAUAUAUUUUUUAUGAUUGACAACUUUGAAGAGGUACGAGUCCAGUUUGUCUUUAAACCUCGCUUGAUGUGAGUCCUUCUUUGUAUAAAGGUGAAAAAUGUGAUUUUUAUUACACUGGAGACACCCAGAUUAUAUUCAAUUUCUAAGUAUGCUCAACAUUAUUCAAUAUGUUUGUUCCUGCAGGAAGCCUUUCAAUCACAAUUCUAAUAUUAGAACACACAAGGCCAGUAGAAAAUCUAAUUGUAAAUAAUAUCCAGAAAAGCAAGUUCAUUUAAUAUUUACUGCACUUACGGAGAAAAUUAAAUUUUCUAGGAUUUCACUUUAUUUUUGUACAUGAACUCGUCAAAGCGUAACUGCUGCGUUUUGCAAUUGAAAGUGUUUAAUCGGUUUAUUAAUUUCGACUGUUUUAAUUAGCUUCCAUUGGAUUGAAUUUAUAUCUUCGUAAAGCUUUAUAAAAGUACCUGUUUGGAUUUGUUCUGUAAGUUACAGUGUCAUCUCAAACAGACAGAGGCUGGAUUUAGUAAAUGAUCUAGUGGAUAAAUAUACUUUAAAGGGAACCUCCGCCUCUGAUACAAAUAUAAUUCAAUCGAUUUGAAUUUGGUAUUAUUUCAUGAUUAUUAUUAUGAUAUAAAUAAAUAUCUAUAAUUUCUAUAGUUUUGGCCUAAAAUAAAAAAUAUUUGCAGAAUGCUGCACUAUAAACCUGUUUAUAAAGACAUUCUUAUCCUGUAUGCUCAGCCAUUGACAAUACUGAAUGAUUUGAACUACAACACAACCAGCAUUAGAAGGAGAGGACACUCGAAGUCCUAUAUUAAGGAUAUCACAAUCUGUCUGCAGUUUUUCUAAAUGAAAAGCGUCUCAUUCGGUGCUUCUGGUUCUGAGACUGUGUACAUACACUGAUAAGGAAGUCUUGUCCUCUAUUUUUAUUUUUUUUCUUGAACGGGCCAUGGAUAAAGAGGCAGGCUUCUGUUGUAAUAUUCUGCAAAGACAUUUUGAACCAAAAAAAAAAAAAUACAGCAUCUUAAUGAGGUCAAAACCUCAUGCAUUUGUUAUACUGGUGCCUGGAGUGUCCCUUUAAGAGUAAAAUUAAAUUACAAAAGAAAAGACAAAACUAAAUUCCAUCAGUCCCAUGUUGUGCUGCAUCUAAGGCGAGCUCUUAUUAAACAAACUCUGUCGUAUAAUCAUAUAAACACGUUUCCUUAGAGCCUGUAAGCUGCUGCAGUCUGUUACAACUUUUAUAAACAAAAUGUAAUUUUAUUUAUUGAUUUUAGGCGUUGCAUUUAGUUUCAUUUGUGCUUUUUCCGGUGGUUUUAGGUAUUUAGUGACAUGACCGUGGGGGAGGGGGAAAUGGUCUGCGUGGAGCUUGUGGCCAGUGAUAAAACCAACACAUUUCAAGGAGUUAUUUUUCAAGGUUCGAUUCGCUACGAGGCGCUCAAAAAAGUGUAUGACAAUAGGGUAAGCAGUGCACGUACGAUGUGUUUAUAGCACCAGCCAGAUGGACUGAAUUUGGAUAAAAUCUUGGUAUGGGCUGGGUGAUCCUGACAACUAGUCAUUGCUGAUGUCUUUGCGUAGACUUCAGUGUGAAAUACUGUUUUUGUAAUCCUAAAGAAUGGUUAUCUGAAUAAAAAUGUAGCCAAGAUUUUAAGAAUGUGGACAGUUUGAUCUUUAGAAACAUAGAAUGUGACGGCAGAUAAGAACCAUUCGGCCCAUCUAGUCUGCCCAAUUUUCUAAAUACUUUCAUUAGUCCCUAGCCUUAUCUUAUAUUUAGGAUAGCCUUAUGCCUAUCCCACGCAUGCUUAAACUCCUUUACUGUGUUAACCUCUACCACUUCAGCUGGAAGGCUAUUCCAUGCAUCCACUACCCUCUCAGUAAAGUAAUACUUCCUGAUAUUAUUUUUAAACCUUUGUCCCUCUAAUUUAAGACUAUGUCCUCUUGUUGUGGUAGUUUUUCUUCUUUUAAAUAUAGUCUCCUCCUUUACUGUGUUGAUUCCCUUUAUAUAUUUAAAUGUUUCUAUCAUAUCCCCCCUGUCUCGUCUUUCCUCCAAGCUAUACAUGUUAAGAUCCUUUAACCUUUCCUGGUAAGUUUUAUCCCGCAAUCCAUGAACCAGUUUAGUAGCCCUUCUCUGAACCCUCUCUAAGGUAUCAAUAUCGUUCUGAAGAUACGGUCUCCAGUACUGCGUACAAUACUCCAAGUGAGGUCUCACCAGUGUUAUGUACAAUGGCAUGAGCACUUCCCUCUUUCUACUGCUAAUACCUCUCCCUAUACAACCAAGCAUUGUGCUAGAAUUUUUUACCUCCUGUCCUGCUUUUUAGUGUAUCGGUCUGUCAAGCAAUGGAGUGAAUUGAAUCAUUUUUAAUGUCAAUAAAUUCUCAGUUGAUUGUUAAAGUUUCUGUCCUAUUGGUUUCUCGACAGACUACUUGAUUUAAUUUUAUUUAUAACUCACUAUAUUCUGACUAGUCACCACAAUCCUGGCAAAAUGUGUGAUCAUUUUUGUAACAUUCUCUGGUCUGGAAAAAUAAACCUACUGGUUUGUCUAAACAGGUAAGUGUUGCUGCUAAGAUGGCUCAGAAGAUGUCGUUUGGGUUCUACAAGUAUAACAACAUGGAGUUUGUGCGCAUGAAGGGGCCUCAGGGCAAGGGGCAUGCAGAGAUGGCAGUAAGCAGGGUCUCCACUGGUGACACCUCGCCAUACGGCACUGAGGAUGACUCCAAUCCAGGGUCGCCUUUGCAUGAGAGGGUAAGAGCACAACAAGGCUUGAUAGACUUGGAAACCUCCAUUCAUAUUCUAAUGUAAAGGGGAUUUAAUGUAUUCUUGUCCUUUUAUCUGUGGUAGGUGACUUCAUUUAGUACACCACCAACGCCAGAAAGGAACAGCCGCCCUUCGUUUUUCUCGCCCUCUUUAAAGCGAAAGGUGCCAAGGAACCGCAACGCUGAGAUGAAGAAGUCUCACUCUGCCAAUGACAGCGAGGAAUUCUUCAGGGACAGCGAUGAUGGUGGAGGUACAGGAAACUCUAUAAUAUCUAUAGCCACCAGGCCUUCUAACCAUUGGUUUAACCUCAUUCGUUCUGGCUCGCUAGUGUCAUGCAUUGUGGGGUGUCUAAUCAUCUCUGGCUGGACCUACAUGCAUAUAAUGGUCUGCCACAGGCGUGUACCCUAAAUAGAAGAAACCUACUUUCAUGGUUAUCGGCCAAAGUCUCCACUUGUGCACUUACCAGUGCAAACACUGUAUUUGUGAAUUCUAUAUAGAGGAAGAAAUCUCAUUCUUUUACCAAACUAGAAACCGACCAAGGAAUUGCAAAUCUUAGGAUUUAAAAGCAGUUAGACACUCUGAGAUCAAAUGCUUUAAAGUUGUGUUGCUGCCUAGAAUGUCCCUUUAGUAAGAAUGUCUUGUUUGAUUUAUCAUUUUGUAAAGCUCUGCUAUGGAUACUGUUUUAAAACGCGACAGAGCAGGUUUUUUUAUUUAGAGUUAUCUGGAUGCAGGCAGAGCUUACAGAUCAAUAGAUUUAUAGCCGUUUCCAGAAAUGUGAAGAAGACAGUCAGCUGGUGAAUAAACACAAUUCACAAAUCUCUUUAUUCUUCCAAAGCAUCUUAUUGACUGGAAACACUGCUAAAAAGAUUCAUAUUUGGCUUUGAAGAGUCAGUCCACUCUCCCACACAGAGCCUUGCUGCUGAUAUCCUCUGCUCAAUGGAGCAUAGGCAUAAAAUUGUGUAAAGGUGUGUGUUUCAUUGGUAUUCUUUAAAACCUGGUAUUGUACGUUAAAAGAUUUUGAGAAGCUGGAUGUUGAUUGCACUGCUGGCUUAUUCCAAAAAUAAUUCUUUAAAAAGUUUGUCUUGUGGCAAAAAAAGUAAAUUUUGUUAAAAAAAAAAAAAUUGUCUUCACUUGACUUCUGCCCCCUCCCAUGCCAUAUGGGAUGUCCAUCCCAUGGUUUCUUGUACCGUAAGACUGUCUUUCUUUUCACAGAUAUGCAUAAUACAACGAACCUGAGAUCUCGCUCGCUGUCUGGGACUGGGAGAUCUUUGGUUGGAUCGUGGCUGAAACUGAACAGAACUGAUGAGAACUUCUUACUCUAUGCACACUUAACAUAUGUUACCUUGCCCCUGCAGCGGAUCUUGUCAGGUAACCAUCUGAUCAGUGUCUGGUCAUUGUAAUGUAACAUUAGGUGCUGAGAUAGCUUAGCUGCCCGAAAGGUAGAAACCCCCUGAUGUUUUAACAUUAACGUUUCCAUGAUGCUUUGUCAUUCCAAGGGCAUGCAAAGCAUUAUGGUAGUUGCUCUAAAACCUCUUGGAUCUACCUUUUUGGGCACCCCCGCCUUAGCGAAUAGUGCUCCACCAUCUUUUCCCAGGGAACUCAGCAGUGCGUCCUGCUCACAGCUAUAAAAUUACUAGAAUGUUAGUGCUUUCAGACCCAGUGAAAAAGAUGAAAGUCGAUAUUUCACUGUAUCUGGUAUUACAGAUUCCAGGAGAUGCCUCUGUUUUAAGCAGGUUUUCAUAGGAUGUCAUAAAGUCUAGACAGACCUUAUGGUUUGGAGAUGGCAUGGAACACAGUAUUAAUUGUCAGGAGUUCAGCACAGACUAUUGACUGUAAUCUACAGUCUUACCUCCUGUUUUGUUUUGACAGAUAUUUUGGAAGUGCGACAGAAGCCGAUUCUGAUGUCAUAGCGAAGACAAAUUGGCUGAACAGUGUUUAAAAACUGCCAAAGUGCCUACUUGACCCGCAGUGGUGCCAUGUGACAAUACUACCACCUGGUGGCAAGAAGCAUACACGCACAGAACUAAGAAAAGACUUCUCCCGUUUGCCUCUGCAGGGGUGUGUGAGAUCUGGGAUCCUGCAGUUACAAAGGGGUUAAAAAAAAAAACAUAAAACAAAUACCAGCCAAUCAAAAAGUGCCUCUUUACCCCUCCACUGGUGUAUGCUUAAACUACAUCCUUAUGGUGUUUUGGAAAGGGGCUUUGUAACUAAAAGGGGCUGUGUUAAGAAAAAAAAACCUAAAUGAAAAAAGCCAAAAUUAUUGGUUAAAUUUUUUUUUAUUUUUUUUUGUGAUCCAUACUUCUAGUAGCAGCGAACAAAGUCUAUGAACUGCGCAACACAUUAUGUACACAAUUCGGUAAAGUUGCAAUUUCAUGAAUGUCAUUCUGUGAGUUACGAACGUUGUGUUUGGCGUCCGUCUUCAUGGCUUCAGCGUCUCAGAGGUGGAAACAUCCUUUCGAAGAGUUUUUUUUAUUUAUUUAUUUUUUUUGCACUAUCCAAUUCAAACAGCGUUUUGAGGGGUGUUUUCUCCUUAUUUUGUGUAUCUCCAAAUUUCGUGCACAACAUCAAUGAUUUCUCUAAAACAGAUUCUGUCCUAAAUUAAAAAUGUCUGUAAUAUUUGAAUCCUAUGAAUGCAGAUGGAAGGGUGCGCAUGGUCCUCUGUCCCUUUUGUAGGCCUUGCCCUGUCUGAAGUAAGUUUAUAAUAAUGUAUAGCAGACUGUCUGUCUUAAAACAAAUGUUUUAAUUUACUAAAUACUGGAGCUUUGGAGCAGUUCUACUCAGCUGGACAUGAAUUGACCAUACUAUUUUCUGUGAUCUCUCAGUUUCAUGUGAAAGUGAUAAAAAAAAAUUAGACAUUUAAAGGGACAAAGUCUUUGAGCAAGUAACACAUCACUCCAUAUGGAAUGUGCAUAAUUCACUUAAUAUUUAAAAUCACUUUAAAGUUCUAUAAAAGGGAGAUAAUAUACAGCCACAUGUUUUGAGCCAUUUUUUUUUUAAAAAUUUUUUUAGGACUUUAUCAGUAUCAAUUAAACAUUUAAUAUAACUUGCUAACAUUGGAUUAAAACUAUUACUAUAAUGCUUUUAAGUUUAUCUAUUAGGUUGACCCAUUUCUUUAACAUGUUUUAAGCUUGGCAUUAAAAUGAAAAGGGCCGAGGGAUAUUUUGAUUGUCCCAAAGCGGAAAUAAAACCCUUUUCAGAAUAUGUGAUUGGGAACUAACAUGGGUUUUUUAAUGUUCGCUUUAAUUGUUACCGAAGAUGAUUGAUGCAUGGAUUUUGAGAGGCCUUCUUGGGAGAGUUUAGGCUGAUUUUAGCACUUAUUCAUUUCCUGGCUCUCUUAUCUCCCAAUCUCCUUGCACUAAAACCACAGAAGGGGGAUAGACUGAGUGAAUUUGUAGGACUUGGAAAGCCCGCUGUGAAAGCUAUAAUUGCAGAUUUUUGUCACUCUAGAAAACUGUUCACACUCGGACCCCUACAUGAAUCCGGUUGUGUAUUACACAUGUUUGUACUUUUGCUUAUGUGUAAUUUUGUGUUUGUCACAUGUGCUUUGUAAUCCGAACAUGUUUAUCUAGAGCAGAUCUGUGGAAGACCAGGCACCCAGAGCGGAAUGUUGGCAAAGGUUUUGCAGUUGUGAUGAGAACCCUUUGAGAAGUGGUGGUAAAGCCUGCAUAGUAUUGCAUUAAAAUGAAUGUCGCACAUGUUGUUUGUACGUUUCUCGGAUAGUUUGGCCAUGGUGUCUUCUUGUGAGUGUUUGAAUCAUUGAAAGGGCUACAAUCCCAACCCAAAGCAUUGUCUAGAUUUAGUUUUAUGGAAAAGUAUUAACGUCCAUUGUGUAAUUAUCUCUAUCAGUCUGUGACUGGGAAGUGUCUUUGGUGGUGUCUUCCCAUAAAUUCAGUAUUAAAGGUGGGAUAGACCGCUUUUUUUUUAUUUAUUUUUUUUAUCUAUAAUAAGAGCCGACAUUCAGAAUUUUAUCGAUAAUCGUCCUUGUAGUUUACUGAUCUAAACCAUAACUCUCAUCACACGCUAUAUUCUGCACCUGGAAACGCCAGCUGUCUGCCAUUGAGGCUUCACGCCAUGGCCUGGCGUCACCCAGCAUGUGGAGCUCAUCUGAAGGCAAGGAGAUGAGACCGUGAAUAAUCUACUGUAAUGUAUUGAGCUCGCCGUCUGGGAGUGACAGGAGUGUAAUUGUGUCAGCUAAUGCUAGAUUUGUUAGAAAUUGUACCUUUUUCAAAACUCUAAAUGUACAGAAUGUCGUCACUGGUAAUCGGCAAUUAGCCCGAAAAGCGACUGAUAAUCUGUAUCGGCUCUGGAAAAAUGAAAACGGUCAAUCCCUACAUUAAAGGGUCUGACAGAUUGUGUAGUGAUGUCUGGCUUCAUGGGGGAGGAAGCAGAAAGUAACUCCUCUUUUGACUGUAAAUAGUGUGUUUUUGUUUUUGGGGGGUGGGGGGGGAGAGAGAUUUUUUAUUUUUUUUUGUCCUUUGUUUGUAAUCCGGGUUUUAAUGACUUACUAUAUGAAAGGUAAAGUGACUUGAUGAUCUGUCAGGUGGGGACGAUAUUGUGCGCUCAAUGGAGCCCUUGGCUAUCUUCAAAACACUUGUUUAACGUGAAAAUGCUCGAGUAGAGGAACAACCAAUAUAAGGCUGCUCGUUCAGUUUGGCUGGGGCAGUCCUGUUUCCUGGCACAAUGUCCCCUGUCUGUUUGGCUUUCUGUGAAUGUCCUGUGGGUUGGUAGUGAUGGCUUGGUACAGAAAGAUACUGGCUGUUCUCACGCCUAUAAUAAGCGGUCAGGCUGGAUCCGGUGCACGUUCUGAGUCUGAGAUUCUAGUCCAUAUUUGGGGGGCUGAAAUGUAAGAAAUAACUAACCUCUGUGAGUUCUGCAUAAAUGUCUAGUUUCAUUUUGUUUUUACUUUAUUGCACUAUAUACAUGCUUUAAGUUAUUACAUUUUUAUUUAUUAAAGCUAAUUGUCAAAUUGAA